Messenger RNA from Glossina fuscipes, 2254 nucleotides. RefSeq lists its product as uncharacterized. The transcript is spliced from 2 exons. The record is from RefSeq and is a predicted model, not a curated record. Bases 413 to 1156 code for a protein of 247 amino acids. NCBI's taxonomy places the organism in Eukaryota, Metazoa, Arthropoda, Insecta, Diptera, Glossinidae.
GAAAAUUUUCCGCGGUUUUGUAAGAUAUCAUUGUAAACUUGUCAUAGUGAUAACGGCACUGAAUGCAUAAUAUAUCUUUGUUAAUCGCUCAGUUGUGAACCAGAAAACCAUAACCAAGUGUGUUUACUACAGCAAUUUUACUAGUCGCUUUUAUCGAAUUCGUACGAGUGGGUGUUUCUUUGAUGAUGGUUUACGAAACCCAUUGUAUGUUAAAUAGAUAAUUAUGGUAAACUCUGCGCAUUAUGAAAUAACCGGCCCAAAGCCUUUUUAGGAAAAUAUGAUAUCAACUAAUUGCUUCGCAGCUUUAAAAACACCAUACCUGCGUAUUUACCUGCCAUUAAAUUUUUGUUGAGGGAGCGUUAUUCAUUAUAUCAUCAUUAUUAGUGUGCGGACUAAAAUUUAGAAGUUUGUGAUGAAUCUAAAAAGCGCCGUUAAUUUAUGUAUAGUAGCCUGCAUUUUGGGUAUAUGCGGUGCCCAAAGAUAUGAGCAACAACAUAAUCAACGUGUAAGUAAAGCCGAUAGUGAAAACUCCAAAUUUGCCGGGGCCUUUAAUCAGGAGAUUAAUACGCCAACGGACAGAAGCCUUUAUUUAAAGAAACGCAAAUUGCGGAGGCGUUUGCACUCAUUGAUAAAUCCUUGCUAUUCAAAUGGACGCAACACCCCGCAAGGUGGGGGUCGUUUUUUGUGGGAUGUAAAUGUUUACAAUAUAUAUCCUCAAAGUGGGGGAAUUUUAGGUUGUUAUGAUCGACCUUACACGAGCAACGACAUCUUAGGAGAUUCUGGGAUAACCUCAGGCGCCACUGCAUUGGGCAACUUUGUAAGGUUAUUUGCUCCGGGUGUAUUGCAGAAUCCUCUGUCCGAAGUAGCGCGUCCUCAAUAUCAAGAUAAUGCCGUACCUACGAGCCUUAAUGAAUUUCAAUAUGAUGAUUACAAUGUUGACGCUAACGUCGAUCCAAAUUAUCGCCCAUAUCCUUCGCGCCAGCCUCCUACAAGGCGACCUAACCAAGUUUUUUAUGAUUCAACUGGGGCUCCAACCGUGACCCCAGCCUUUUUGGUUGGUAGUGUGGCCAGUACGGUUAACGGUAUCAUACAGCAAUUGACCGGUAACGUUCAGCCAGUUUAUCCUUCUUAUAGACGUACAACACCAUUUGGUUAAAUUUAAGCAAAUAUUUUUACAAUCUAAUUUUGUAACUGUCGACGAAAUAUGAUGUUUACCAUCACCCUCAGAAACACCAGAAAUCCCAGAAUUGUAUAAAUAUCCUCGAUCACGUUCAACGAGGUGCAGAGUUAUAUUGGAUUAUUCGUUCACCACUUUUACGUCCGAAUCCGCCCAUUGAAUUGAUCAAGGAAGCCUAAUAUUGUUUAGCUCCGAAAUUUUAAUUGGUGAUAUCUAUAUGAAUAGGGGUUUAUUACCAGCUUUCAAGCCCAUUUUUCUUAUUGCACUUUCUUUUCUUUUUCUUUUAUUUUUCUUAUUAUACUAUGAUAAGCAAUAAUAUCUGUAACUUUUUAAUGAUGUUAUAAAAGAAAGACGUUUAAUUAAUGCCCUCAGUUAAUAUAAAUAUUAUAUGUUUAAACAAAAAGUUGAAAAUGUGAAUUGAAGGCUUAACAUUCACCGUGCAUGUGAAUGUGUUCAAUGAUUUAUUAAUAAGGUUUUUUUUUAAAAUUAUUUUUGAGUAGAUCUUGCCUACACGUAUUCAACCAAAGAAAUGACCUCCCCCACCAUAAGAGCCGCUUUCGUGAUGAUGUUGCGUAUAAUGACCGUCAAAUUGAUUGGCGUACCCAUGUCCAUAACCAUAACCUGGGUAACGUGGAUUAGUGUGGUAGCCGUUUAGAUAAUUCUGGUAUGGAUUCUGAUAACUUUGAUAACCAGGAUAAGCACCGAAGUUGCUUAUCCCAGAUGUGUAAUAAGAAAACGGGCGGUAAUAUCCAUUGGAUGCGUACCCAUGGCCAUUCCCGUAAUUCCCAUAAUCGUUGUAAAGAUUACUGUGAAGUCCAAAAGAUGUAGAAAAACCUAUACCAAGACCGCCGCCCGGACCGAAAGAGCCGAAAGUUUUAGGUUUUAUUUUAAGCGGUAUAGAUAACGUACAUUCUAUGGCAAUUAACAAAAUCAGGAUAAGGGUCUGUAAGUGUAUGAUUAAAUUUUUUUGUAGUAUAACCCAGAAAACUUGUUUCUAAACUUACGAUGUUCAUUAUAUGUAUAUAUGUUCACUUUUUUUUUGAAGUUUCAUUCAAAAUAACUGAACUACAACUGCGA